This is a messenger RNA of Pecten maximus, 6567 nucleotides long. RefSeq lists its product as uncharacterized. NCBI's taxonomy places the organism in Eukaryota, Metazoa, Mollusca, Bivalvia, Pectinida, Pectinidae. The transcript has 7 exons. The coding region runs from base 616 to 2025 and encodes 469 amino acids. The record is from RefSeq and is a predicted model, not a curated record.
GUAAGUGCGGGGAUAUUAAGUAUGAUAUACUCGCUGUUUGAUGACAGGUGUUUCAAGUUAGGUUGGUAAACUUAAUCAAGCUAAACUGUUUGUAAUAUCUGAAUGGCUAUAAUUUUCACUGGCGUGUAAAAUAAAGCAUGGUACAAUUACACACGCAUCAGAAAUGCCUUGUUUACCAUCCCAACGCUCUUCAAAGAUGCUAAGUGUGUGCUUCCUCUUGACAUGAAUAUGUUUGUUGUUCGAGUGUGAGAAGCGAGAGUAUACACACUGGAUUAAUAAUACCCGUUACGAGGAAUGCACUCGCCCUCGACUCGUACGUACAAGCAGAUAUUAGCUCAGUCACAUCAAAGUUGGUUCGUCAUAUGUACAUGUCCUCCACGCUGGAGAGACCGGACUCGUACAUAUAUAAAAAAUAAAAUAGUCGAGUACGAGAGGAGGUAAUUGUACUAAAUGUACCCUAGGCGUCGAACGCCAAUUUUCUCCGCUACGACCAAUUUCAGCUGACAUUAUAUCUCCUGUCGGCUGUCACAUGUAGAGCGGUUGUCCCGCCAUGGAAUCUAACGUGUAAAUGUCGUGCCCUUCCGCGUGACAAUAACCAUCAGCCGCUGGGCCGGGAUGAAGGGAGGCGUGAGUCUUCUGCUGUAUCUCCUCUGGACUGUGGGGACCGGGGAUGGACGUCAUAUAUUCAUGACCCCAUUGGUCACAAAUGCUAGGACAGUCGUUGUGGUCAUUCUUCCCGAGGCCGGAGUGGAAAAUAUCCUUUACAAGCAAUUCGGGGAGACAAUUCAGAAAAGGAGUCCAUACAGCACGUGGUCAGUGAUAGCUGACCUCCAUGGAAAAGAGGCACGCCUUGAGGAUAUCCCAGCAAUCGUCUGGAGUGUGCGGGAUAGACUCAGAGAGGAAGGGUUUAAUGCAAACGCAUAUGACCUGUUUCUGGCGGGACAUGGCACUUCCGGCUUUCCAGUACAGCUGUAUGCAAGUAUUUAUCCAUCGGAAGUGAACGGAAUACUCCUCUACAACUCGUAUCUCCGGCAGGGCCAGAUUAUCACAUUUCCGGUUCCUGUUCUCACAAUCUCAGGAGACCUUGAUGGAGUAAAUAGAAUAACACAGAUUGCCGACAUGCUGAUUGACAAUAUAAAUGACGACGACGACUCCUUGCUAAGGAUGAGCCCCAUCAUUGUCCUGGAAGGAGUCAAUCAUGGCUCAAUUAUCACGGGCGAACUUCCGGCGAAUUUCAAAAUGGCUGAUGUUGAUUCGGAUCUUCCGGUAGACAGAGCCAUAGAUACAAUAUCCCACAUUACGAAAACGUUCCUGGUGAGGACUGUUGAUAACGACAACGCGAGUAUGUUAUCCUUACUGAGGGAAUCGAGGAAAACCUUAAUUUUAUUACAGCCCAUAAUGGACAUAAAGAGGAUGACCUUAGAUUCGACCUUGAAGUCUACGUGGGUGACGUACGCCCAGAUCUGGUUGUCAGGGAUACUGGGACCCAACUCUGCGAAGAUACAUGUACAGAGUUAUGUGAAUAGAAACCUUGAACCUGCCCUUAUGGAACAACUUGAUGGCAGUGUGACUAUAUUCACAUUCUCUGAAAUGGUAUACUCCGAAGAUGACGUCACAGAUGACGAUAUGCCCCCUGCAUUGCCUAAACUAUUGGAAAUCAAAUCUAAGUUAUUUAAAGCCGAACGAGUGCAGGCUGUCCUGUCUAAUUCAUCUGUUGGUGGGAAUAUCAAAACCUGCCGGGACAUCAACUAUGCGUCUUUUGUUUACACCUAUCACUCUGCUCAAAAUAUAACCAGAAAGCGAUUUGACAGGACGCAUUCCGGCAUUGUAUUUCACGAGGACAUUGUGGCUAGGUCAAAGUCGGAAUGGGAACGGCAACAAUUGUUGGUGGAACAGCGGGGUAAAGUUCUACAUGUGACGUCAGUAUCCUGGACGUCACCUAUGAAGUCAGAGGGAAUAGUUUAUUGUAAAUUACUACCACCUCCACGGAUAACAGAGUGGAUAUAUGUAGACUCUUUACUAUGAGAAUUUUUAAGAGUGAUAAUUGUGGUUUUCAGGGCUAUUAAGAUUUAUUUCUAUUUUUCUGUAAAGUAUUUUAUCUUCACUUUUCUAAUACAUCAUAACCCCCCUUUCUGUAAUUUGAUCAAAGUGAUGAAAAUUUCUAUAUGACAAUGUUUUACAUUUUAACAUAUGUUACACCAAAUCUACCAUCACCAUCUAACAGCCUGACCAGAAUGUUACAUAUCGUUUUCUCAUACGGGACCUACAAGCGUCCAUUACCAAAUCAAAAGUAUCGUGUUUUGUCUAUCGUGUAUAUUGCAGAUUUCUAAAUGAGUUCACGCAGAUAACAUAUUACUGAAUUGGUUAUUAUUUUUUUAUGUAUGCGAGAUUGAACCUCGUGUUAGUCAAAUUAAGAACCUUCCUCCUCGCUUUGAGGUUCCUUGUCUUGCCCACAAGUGGAUGAAGUAUUCCAUCAUUACCCAAUACUCUAUGUACGAAAUUAGUCAAUUUUAACUGUUUGGCCUUUUGUCCCAUUUCGAAUGUAGGGAGUGAAACAGUCGAAACUGUUUUUCCUGUCCGAGCGAACUGUUGCCCGCCGCGACAUUGAUGCGCAGAAAUUCCUCAUUCAAGGCUCUCGGUGAUCGCGACUCGGUGAUGUUUACACAGGCAACACAAUGGCGAGGUUCAAGGAAUGAUGGAAACCGAUAUACAAGGGUCAAACUUAUUCACUUUGCUUUUGUCAUAUUUGGCUUUGCGAAAAAAAUGGCUGCGCCCAUCCGCUUCGGAGCACAGAGGUGAGUAAAGAGUUCUUUUUAUAGUCAAAUAACAGGCAUGUGACAAAAUAUGCGAGGAUGAUCUACGAUAAUUUCUUUUUCGAUUGAUAUAUUUGGGAUAAUUAUAUAUAUGUUCUAUAAAAAGUUAUUGAAGAAAACCCUCGCUUUGAAUGGCCGAUGUUUAUAAUCUUUCAAACUUGUUGCAUUCACUUAGACAAGCAACGGGUUAGUUUUGUGAUUUUGGUAUGAAAUGCAUUUAAAUUGUUCACCAUAUUAAUGGAUUCACAAACUAAAUCUCGCGCCUUAUCUGAUAAAUGCUAUUUUUGUUCAUUUUCGUUGAAGUGUAUGCCAAUAUUGGUUGUUAACAAUAAAGUAUGACGUUUUUGUGACAUGAUAAUGGUUUCGCAUAAUAAAAUUUAAAACCAUGCUGUUUGUGUUGAAUUGGCUCAUCAAAAAUUCAAUUAAAAAAGUACCUUAUGAGAGUGAAUGCAGAACAGGCGUGACUGAAAAUUAAAAACAAUCUCUCGUGUUAACAUUGCUUUUUGAUAUUGAUCUGGCAAACGUUCGCAUCUUUUAUAUAAAAUUGGUUUUUAUCCACUACCUCCGAGAGGUGAAUGUUCUGUGAUAUAAUUCCAGGCUCUACGAUUUUUCCUACAUCCACGUGCAGGAGCUGAUGUUUUCAAGUAAUCUGUCACUUGGAAUUGCAAAAUUGACACCUUUGCUCUUUGGAUUAAUGAUCCCCUAUUGCUUACGUUAUUUUUAAUAGAAUCACGAUGUGCGAAUUCCUUCAUAUACCUUAAAAACUGACAACCUAAUAUGUUGCUGCCGCUCCAAAAGAAGUCCUUUAUAGCUUCGGUAUAUCUAAUAUUCGAAGUAUUUUGUUGACGUGCCAUUUAAUGGUAUCUUUAAAUAAAAGAGUGGGCGAUAUUGUCUUUGGAAAACAUUCUUUUACUGAUCGCUGACUGCAAACGAUUAAUUGUUUCGGCUAUACCGUCAUCAUUGCAGUAUUCCUCAUCAGAAUCUGGGGCAAGAAAAUGUCUUUUGCGAGAACUUCUGUGAGUUGUUUGACGUUGCGGAGUGGUUGCACAUACAUAUUUUUGGUGACUACAUGGUGUUCGACCUGCACACCACCUGACUUAUGAUACCGGUAAUUGGUGUUACAAAUGUUCUCAAUAUAAUUAGAUUAAUCCAAUUCAAAGAAAAGGAGAAAAAUUAUAAUCGCCACAAAAUCAGUAAAAUAACGUUGUAUACCAUUAUAUUUACAAAGCAUACACCUACAUUAGCAAAUUAAAAUUUGUCCUGAUAUCCUAAAAUGUUAUUUCAUUAUAAAUACAUAUUAUCAUCGGCAGAUUUGCAAUAUCAUUGAAAAUAAACAAACAAUGCAUAAACAACGCACUUUAUAACAGUAAACGUGUUCAAACAAUUAGAACAUGUCUAAAAUAGUGGGUAGGACGAUCCACAUCAUGACACGAGAUCAUGUUUUCUUCAAGAACUUUUUUUAAAGAAUAUACACAUAAUUCCCCCAAAUUUAUCAAUUGAAAAAGAAAUUAUCGUAGAUCAUCCUUGCAAUAAGCAGAUUUUGUCACAUGCCUGCUGUCUGGCUAUACCGAGGAUUCUUUACUUACCUCUGUGCUCCGAAGCGGAUAGGCGCAGCAAUUUUUUUCUCGCAAAGCAAAAUAUGACAUUUGCAAAGUAAAUAGGUUCGACCCCCUGAUCUAGAGGAAUUGCAAGAAGAGAGGAAUUCACAAAUGACAAAGAAUGUAACCAAAGGAACAGUAAACAUUUUCAAACCCAAUUAUGAUGACAAAAAAGGUCACAAUGGAUGUAGGCCUACAGGAAAAAGAAGUGAACGCUGCUAUAUUUGACCUCUUUGCUAUUUUAAAACAAAUCAACAUCACUUCAUGCAGCAUUGGCUCGAUAGAGGAAGCCCCCGGAGAAGUGUUUGCCCUCACCUACCGGCCUCAGACAAACAGUUCCCCAGGGCUCCCAAUAUUUCGGGAUGAUAGUUUUGGCUGUUCCCCAAUUAGCCAUGAAGGGAAUGUAUAUUUGAUCUCACUCAAGGUCUAAGACAGGAUAUUCGCCUUUCAUAGCAAUUGCAUGAAGUCGUGAAGCCAACACAAUGACGUCACGACGACAAUUCAAUCACAUCACGAUAACAUUGUCUUGCAUUAAUGUUACGUCAUUAUUAGAUAUGUAAGAGUAAACAGGUAAGAGAAAACUAAUCAUUCACUGCUUUGGCGAGAGACGAGAUCUAACCCAUCGGAUAGGAUACUUAAGCUGCAAAACACUCGACAAUUCUCGUGUAUGUCAACUUAAAAAUCUUUCACGUCGGGUUGCGAUCCCCCUGUCCCACCCCAAGGGGUGAAAUAUUACAUUAAACCGUAACACUGAUUAUGUUAGUCUUCUUAGAUAUCCGGUUCUGGUGACAAGUUUAACACAAUUUACGACCAAUAUUUUCAUAGUGGGUGAUCAAUUUAAAAAUUCGAUCAUAGUUUAACUCCCCAUCUUUAACAAUGUCCUGAUGUGAAUUCUAAAUAGGUUAUAUUUUGAAUGUUUUGAUAUAGCGGGUUUUUAUGUGUCUUGUUGGUACUUAUGCGUUGCCUGUUUUUGUAUUAAGGAUACUGGUAUGCUAUCUUUAUGUUAUCAUCGAUAUUUACCACCAUUAAAAUCUUGGAUAACUAUUAUAUACUUGCCUUGCCGAAAAACAGCCAUACGUAAUUGGUCAGGUAAAUGAAUUCCAUAUGGACAAUUUAGUGAUUGGUCAGUUAUACCAGUGUCAUAUUAACUCUUUAUUGAUUGGUCAGAUAUACCUAUGUCGUAUUAACACUUUAGUGAUUGGUCAGAUAUACCUUUGUCGUGUUAACACUUUAGUGAUUGGUCAAAUAUACCAAUGUCGUGUUAACACUUUAGUGAUUGGUCAGAUAUACCUAUGUCGUGUUAACACUUUAGUGAUUGGUCAGAUAUACCAAUGUCGUGUUAACACUUUAGUGAUUGGUUAGAUACGCCAAUGUUUUAUUAACUUCUUAGCAAAACUUUGUUUAAACAAUUGAUAAAGUUUUUUUCUAUGUUCUAGUAUACACAAGUUGCCUUGCCAAAAAGAGUCAUGCAUAAUUGGUCAGUAUUAUUACUUUAACACACGUAAGGCAGGUGAUCGUAACCUGCCUUGAUUGUUACAGUAAAUGUUUUUAUUUUACAAAAUUGAAUUAUUUCUUUUGUAUUUAAACACUUGCUUUUAGGCCCUAUUUUAGUGUUCCUAACUACCGUUUUAGACUUCUACAUUUUUGGGUCCUAAUAUCAUAGACGAGUCCUAAAGGGAUGAAACGGCUGCAUGGUGUCCCUAGCAUAGUCCUACAAGGACAGGAUAGCUGUAUGAUUCAGUUGUAUACACUUACUCAUUUUAGAUACGACUAAAAGAAGACUAGUUAUCAUGCGAUAAUUGUUACGGCAAAUAGAACCGAAAUAGAUUAUGAAAGCUUGGUCAAAGAAGAAUGUGCUGGUUUCAGAUUAUGAGAUAACGUGUUGGCUUUUUGAAACUUUAAUCGACUGUUGUAGUGUGACCUUGUGUGACAGGGUGUGUGAGGGUGUGUAUGUGUAAGGUAGGUGUAAUUGAUGCGUCUGAUCAAACGAUGUGUUGGAUGGUGGUUGUCUGUAAUGAUAUUAAGUAGGAUAUGUGACAGUGUAAGAGUUAAUAACGCCUAGGCUUGAUACUCUGAAGUAUUUUGAAUAGUCCCACAUCUUGUAAAUCGCUUUAAUAUUUAGUUAUCAUUAAUAAAAUGUGAUAUUAUAUACUGUA